This is a messenger RNA of Phodopus roborovskii (desert hamster), 2805 nucleotides long. It is a transcript of the gene Vwce, whose product is annotated as von Willebrand factor C and EGF domains. The transcript is spliced from 20 exons. Gene Ontology annotation, cellular component: cytoplasm. Gene Ontology annotation, biological process: cellular response to virus. The record is from RefSeq and is a predicted model, not a curated record. The coding region runs from base 8 to 2791 and encodes 927 amino acids. Lineage: Eukaryota; Metazoa; Chordata; Mammalia; Rodentia; Cricetidae. Gene Ontology annotation, molecular function: protein binding; calcium ion binding.
GCCAGUCAUGUGGGCUGGACUGUUGCUCCAUGUUGCCUGCAUCGUGAUCCUGUUGCUGGGGUCUUUGGCCCGAGGCUACACCGGGAGGAAGGCACCCGGGCAUUACUCGGCCGAGAGACGUCGUCUGGGCCCCCAUGUCUGCCUAUCGGGCUUCGGGAGUGGUUGCUGCCCUGGCUGGGCUCCUUCCAUGGGCAGUGGGCAUUGUACCCUGCCCCUCUGCUCCUUUGGCUGUGGGAGUGGCAUCUGCAUCGCCCCCAAUGUCUGUUCUUGCCAGGAUGGAGAGCAAGGGGCCACUUGCCCAGAAGUCCAAGGAUCCUGCGGGGAGUAUGGUUGUGAUCUCACCUGUAACCAUGGUGGCUGUCAGGAGGUAGCCCGAGUAUGCCCUGUGGGCUUCUUGAUGACUGAGACAGCUGUUGGUAUCAGGUGUGCAGACAUUGAUGAGUGUUUAAGCUCAUCUUGUGAGGGCCACUGUGUGAACACGGAAGGCGGCUUCGUGUGCGAAUGUGGGCCAGGCAUGCAGUUGUCUGCUGAUCGUCAUAGCUGCCAAGACACGGAUGAGUGCCUGGGAACGCCCUGCCAGCAGAGAUGUAAGAACAGCAUUGGCAGCUAUAAGUGUUCCUGCCACACUGGCUUCCAUCUCCAUGGCAACCGGCACUCCUGCAUAGAUGUGAACGAGUGUCGGCGACCGCAGGAGAGGCGAGUCUGUCACCACUCCUGCCAUAACACUGUGGGCAGCUUCCUGUGCACCUGUAGACCUGGCUUCAGGCUUCGAGCUGACCGUGUGUCCUGUGAAGCUUUCCCGAAGGCUGUUCUGGCCCCAUCUGCUAUCCUGCAGCCCCGGCAGCACCCUGCUAAGAUGUCCCUGCUUCUUCCUGAGGCAGGCCGGCCUGCCUUGUCCCCAGGACACAGCCCUCCUCCAGGGGCCCCAGGAUACCCUACUGGAGUCAGAACAACCCAUCAGCCAUCUACCACCCUGGCCCUACCAACAUUCCUUCCCACACAGUUGCUAUCCACCCCAUUACCAAGUUCUUCUCUACUGGGGACCCUCAGCCCCCCUCCACCUCUCCAGGGGGAGGCAGUGGGGACUCCUUCCCCCAGGGGCCCGGAAGGCGCAAGGCUGGGGACAGGGCUGUCUUCCUGCUGGUACCAGGGAGCCACACAUGAGCCAGGGAGCCGCUGGAGCCAGCCUGGAUGCUCUCAGUGCUCUUGUCAGGAUGGAGAGGUGACCUGUGGAAAAGUGAGGUGUAAUGCUACCUGUUCCCAUCCAAUUCCACCCAGAGACGGGGGGUGCUGCCCGUCUUGUACUGGCUGCUUUCACAGUGGUGCCAUCCGAGAGGAAGGGGACGUGUUUUCACCUCCUGAAGAGAACUGCACUGUGUGUGUCUGCCUGGCUGGAAAUGUGUCUUGUAUAUCCCCGGAGUGUCCCCCUGGUCCCUGCAAGACUCCCCCACAGUCAGAUUGCUGUAGUUGUGUCCCAGGGAGAUGCUACUUCCAUGGCCAGUGGUAUACAGACGGGGCUGUGUUCAGUGGAGGCGGUGACGAAUGUACCACCUGUGUCUGCCAGAACGGGGAGGUAGAGUGCUCCUUCACACCAUGUCCAGAACUGGAGUGUCCCCGGGAGGAGUGGUGGCUGAGCCCAGGACAGUGCUGUUUUACCUGUCGGGAGCCCACACCCACCACAGGCUGCUCUCUAGAUGACAACGGGGUUGAGUUUCCGAUUGGACAGAUCUGGUCACCUGGUGAUCCCUGUGAGUUAUGCAUCUGCCAGGCAAAUGGCUCUGUGAGCUGCAGGAGGACAGACUGUGUGGACUCUUGCCCUCACCCCAUCCGGAUCCCUGGACAGUGCUGUCCUGACUGUUCAGCAGGCUGCACCUACACAGGCAGAAUCUUCUACAACAAUGAGACCUUCCCAUCAGUGCUCGACCCCUGUCUGAGCUGCAUCUGCCUGCUGGGUUCGGUGGCCUGUUCACCUGUGGACUGCCCCAUCACCUGUACCUACCCCUUCCACCCGGAUGGCGAGUGCUGCCCUGUGUGCCACGACUGUAACUUUGAAGGGAGAAAGGUAGUGAAUGGUCAGGUGUUCACCUUGGACAACGAGCCCUGUACCCGAUGCAUCUGCCAGCUGGGAGAGGUGAGCUGCGAAAAGGUCCCUUGCCAGCCAGUCUGUACUGACCCUUCCUGCCCAGAUUCCCUCUCUCCUCCAAAAGAAAGGCAGCAACCCUCCCUUCACAGAGACCUUGGCAAAGCUGCUCAGAGCCUGCGUGGAGAUUCUGAAGUCCCUGCCAACUGUAGCUCUUGCCUAGGGCCUCUAUCAGCAUCACCUGCAAGGCCCAUGUUCCAGCUCCUGCAGCUACUUUUGAGAACAAACGUGUCUGGCGAGCAGACUGUACUCCCAGGCCCACCAGUAGCCCACACCUCAUCCUCACUGCCAUCAGAACCAGAGGGCACAUUUCUAGGGGAACUGGGAGCUUCUCAGCCUUCUGAGCCCUCAGCAGGAUCUUCAGUAUCUCCUGGAUCCUCCACUCUACCUCAAGCCUUUCCAGGGACUCCUUGGUCACCUGGGACUCCAGAGAGUUCUUCCUCAACCUUUCGGGCAGCAUUCCAGUGGCCUCUGUCUGCCAACCUCUUAACUGAAGCUGAAGCACCUUCAACGACUGUUCCUGACCUCUCAAAGACCCUCACAACCCCCUUGAAGCCUCAAAGACUCUCUGCAACUGUCCUGGACACCCCCGACCAUGUUCCCCAACAGCCCACAACAGAUAUCUCAAAGAAGGAAGAGUCUGCCAUCUGAGUGGAUCACCAUGC